Struthio camelus australis is the source of this 2755-nucleotide messenger RNA. Its product is annotated as G-protein coupled receptor 35. Gene Ontology annotation, molecular function: chemokine receptor activity. Gene Ontology annotation, cellular component: plasma membrane. Gene Ontology annotation, biological process: phospholipase C-activating G protein-coupled receptor signaling pathway; positive regulation of Rho protein signal transduction; chemokine-mediated signaling pathway. The record is from RefSeq and is a predicted model, not a curated record. Lineage: Eukaryota; Metazoa; Chordata; Aves; Struthioniformes; Struthionidae.
CUGAGAUCCUGGCUUUUCCUGACUUACAUGUGAUUAUCCCUGGAGGGAGGGGGCUCAGAGCACCCCACAGCAGGGUGCUUCAAGUGAGUGUACCAUCCCGCGCUGCUCGGAAAGCCGGAGCCCCCCCGUGCCGAGGGAUGAGUUUUGUGACCCCUGCGGUUAUUAGUGACGUGGCCACCACCCAGGCUCAUCACUGGCAGCACCGUGGGACGGGGAGCUGUGGCACGAGGAGACCCCCGAAUAACGAAACCCUUCCGGCUCAGAGGAAAGCAUGCCCAGGGUUGCAUUCUGGCAGCGACCAGUCGCUGACCCUGGUUUUCUGUUGGCCUCUGGCAUCACCCUGGCUCGGCACCACUCCCCUCUGCACGCUGGAGCUGGUCACAGGCAGCUGGGUCUGCAUGCACUCACUAGCUAGUGUUACAUCAGGCUAUCUGCGAGCGGCUGUGUGAGUGUCACGGAUGGCUGGGGAGCAGCUCCUUCUCAUCCCCACUCGGCUCCCUUCUGGGGCAGUGCCUGGACAUGACAGCCCGCUCAAGCACUCAGGUACUGACUGCACCAAAGAUACAAGCGCUGGCAUGGAAAUAGGGAACUGCUUGUUGUACGGAAAGGUGAAGCGGACCAGGCGAUGUGGAGGCCCAGCAGCAGCUAGAUCUCAGUUUGCCUCUGGGCUCAGACUGCCUGAACAGUAAGUGGGGCUAUUACCAGGGGCUAAUGGCGCAGGGCAGCUGCAGCGAGCCCAUGGCCUGCUGAGGCACCGUGUGGCAAGGCAGCCGGGCGCAAGAGAGACGCGAGGCCCUGGUCUGGGAACGCAGUCACUGAAGGGAGUGCUCCGGGAGACGUUGUCCACAACGAUGGCUAGUGAGAAAGAAGAGUCCGUUUCUACUGGCCUAUGCUGCAAAGGGACACAGGCCUGGGGAUGGACAGCCAUACGGCCUCUGGAGGUGCAAAUCCAGCGCUUGCCCUGUUUGGGACCUGCACGCCCGUUCAAGCAGGCCUCAGAAGAAAGGAAGGAGCCUGCCGCGCUUGGCCCCGGCCAUGGCUUAAAUGACACCUACUCCCCAAAGUAGGAUCGUACUCGGGGUUCGGCAGCUCUGGACCAGAUACCUUGGCAGUGUGACAGAGACUGUGAGGAGUGUCCUUGCUCACCUUUUGUACUAUUUUUUUCCUAAUUCUACAUGUUGAUGGAGGCAUUUACACAUUCGGUCCUGUUUCAGUGCUCUUCACUGGACUGUCCGCUACGCAUUGGGAGCUGCUUACCUGCACCCACCCAGGAACGCUUGUGCUACUUCUCCCCUUUCUCCGCCUGAUGAGUUCCGCCUUCUUCUGGUCACAGUAAUCAGUGGUGGUGCCUGAGGACUAGAAGAACCAAGUGUCACCCGGUUUCAAAGAAGGGCGAGAAAGAGGAUCCAGGAAAGAGGCAGAUCGCUGCUUGGACGGAUGUCUUGCCUGUCACUGACUCCUGGAACGAGAUAGAUGAGGCUCAGAGAUAUCGUUUCCUUAAGGGAGUGGGAUCAGUGAUACCGAGAUCCAUUCAUUAGAUUGUUACCUCUGAACUGUUCAGCUUUGCUCUUACUCCAAGGCAUUCUCCAGACCCCUUAUCUAGAAGACGACAGCAUAUUACUUUCUAACAGUAACUGGGAACUGGAAACUAAGUUAACCCCAAGGGAACAGAACUUCAUACAACAUCUGCACACCAUGACAACAAACGCAUCUAGCGACUGCAACGUCACAAGUUCGGAACUCUACCACCACAUUCGUCUCCUUGAAUUCACUCUUUAUAUCCUCAUUUUCUUCUUUGGAGCAAUAUUUAAUGCCCUUGCCCUGUGGGUGUUCUUCUACAAAAUAAAGAAGUGGACAGAAACCAGGGUGUAUGUCAUCAAUUUAGUUUUUGCAGAUUGCUCCGUCAUCUGCACCUUGCCAUUCAUGGCUUAUUUACUCUGGAAUAAGUCAGUCCGAGAUGAACUCUGCCAGUUCACAGAGGCAAUGUAUAUUAUCAACAUGGUAGUGAGCAUCUACAUCAUUUCAUUUAUCUCUCUCGAUCGAUACAUUGCCAUAAAGCACCCCCUGAAAUCUAAGGCCUUCAGGUCUCCGUCAAAGGCUGCACUCCUCUGUGGACUUGUUUGGGUCUCUGUGAUAAUCAGCGUGACCCUACAACUUCAGCAGAGACAGGCCACUUUCUGCUUUCAAAGGGAUACGACCACACCAACUCUUUUAACUCUGCUUUCACUUUUCUUUGUUUUUACUCUUCCAUUAGCAACUUUGACCUUUUGUUCCAUUGAAGUCAUCAGGAACCUGAAGAGACGACUGAACACAAAUUCACUGGAGGAGAAAUUAAUCCACAAAGCUGUUUACAUUUAUACAAAUAUGACUGUAUUUUUAAUAUGUUUUCUCCCAGCCUACCUUGGGCUACUUACCAGGUUCAUAAUGGAGAGUAUUGGAGUAACCUGUUCCCUGAUUCAGGUCAUGAGGAACUUGUCUUCUGUGACGAGGUGCGUGGCCACAUCUAACUGCUGCCUGGAUAGCAUUUGCUAUUAUUUUGUGACCAAGGAAUUCCAAGAGGCCCUUCCUCUAUCCAAACCCAGCGCUGACAAAACGGAUCAAAUGCGCACCUCUCAGAUACACAGUUGCUAAAGAUAGAUAAGAAGGAACAGACAUCCACUUUGCAAUGUCAAGAGAAGAUAUAGCUUCAAUGUCAUUGGGAUAACUAUUUCUCUCUCUCUCCAGGGAGAUCUUUGUUGGGUACAUCAUUACUAAC